AUGUCUUCAAGCGGCAAUGGCGGUGCUCCUCCCGUAGGACAGGAGAACAUCAACACGGAUAUUGUCACCCUCACCCGCUUCCUCACGGAGGAGCAGGUCAAGGUUCCAGAAGCCACCGGUGACUUCACACUACUCUGCCACGCUCUUCAAUUUGCUUUCAAGUCUAUUGCCUACUACAUUCGUCGCGCUUCCUUGAUUAACCUGACUGGUUUGGCUGGUUCCUCAAACACGACUGGCGACGAUCAGAAGAAGCUUGACGUCAUCGGCAAUGAUAUAUUCAUCUCCGCCAUGAAGGGCUCCGGCAAGUGCCGUAUCCUUGUUUCCGAGGAGGAGGAAGAGGCUAUCAUCUUCGACGAGCACCCCAACGCCCGCUAUGCCGUGGUCUGUGACCCUAUUGACGGUUCCUCCAACCUUGACGCUGGCGUUUCGGUUGGUACCAUCUUCGGAAUCUUCAAGCUUCCCGAUGAGGUCCUCGGUCCCAACAACAAGGUCACUGCUCAGGACCUCCUUCGCCCCGGCACGGAGAUGGUUGCCUCUGGCUUCACCAUGUACGGUGCCUCCGCACAGCUGGUGAUCACCAUGCGCAACGGCGGUGUCAAUGGCUUCACCAUGGAGAACUCCCUGGGUGAAUUCAUCCUGACACACCCCAACAUGCAGCUUCCCGCCAAGCGGGCCAUCUACUCGGUCAACGAGGGUAACAGCAUGUACUGGGAUGACUGGGUGAACAAGUACCUCCACUCGCUGAAGUACCCCGGUGACGGCCAGAAGCCUUACAGCGCGCGUUAUAUUGGUAGCAUGGUGGCCGAUGCCUACCGGACUCUCCUCUACGGUGGUGUUUUCGCCUACCCGGCUGAUUCCAAGAGCCGCAAGGGCAAGCUGCGUAUCCUCUACGAGUGUGCCCCCAUGGCUAUGCUUUUCGAGAACGCAGGUGGUCUGGCAGUGAACUCCCAGAUGGAGCGUCUUCUGGAGGUGGUUCCGGAACACAUUCACGACCGGAGCGGUGUGUUCCUGGGCUCGAAGGACGAGGUACAGAAGAUUAUCGACACGUACAACCAGCACCACAAAUGA
Molecule: messenger RNA, 1068 nt
Organism: Aspergillus tubingensis
Lineage: Eukaryota; Fungi; Ascomycota; Eurotiomycetes; Eurotiales; Aspergillaceae
Gene: fbp1
Product: fructose 1,6-bisphosphate 1-phosphatase
Exons: 2
Coding region: 1-1068 (355 amino acids)
Biological process (GO): gluconeogenesis; fructose 6-phosphate metabolic process; fructose 1,6-bisphosphate metabolic process
Cellular component (GO): cytoplasm; cytosol
Molecular function (GO): fructose 1,6-bisphosphate 1-phosphatase activity
Source: RefSeq, a predicted model, not a curated record